AAUAUGCUAAUGAGAUGGUAGGGACUAGCCAAUAGAACGGCGAGGCGAUGUAUCACGUGGCUCGGGGACGUGUCAGGGGCGGAGCCUCCGCAGCCCCUGCCCGAGUUAAAACCGGAGUGUGAGAGAGAAAAGCGCUUCAGUAGCGAGAGGGGCUGAGAAAGUGGUGACACUGGCGGGGUGCGGAGGGAGUCCCUGAAACUUCUCCCAACAGCCCCAGGGCCAAUCUCCCCUCAGCCCACUCCCCUCUUCGCCAGCUCCCAGGUCCCCACUCCCUGUACCGGGGGUGGGGUGGGGAGCCAGGCCCGUCUCCCGCUGGGACACACACAGGGGCCGGGAGCGGGGACGGGACCCCCGAGGCGGGGGGGACGGACCGACAGACAGACGGCUGGGCGCCCGCCCCAGCGGGCAGGCAGGCAGGAGGAGGCGGAGGCGGGGGUACGACGGGGAGGACUGGGUCUGGGGAGUUUCCUCUCAACUAUCGGGGGAGAAACUCCCCGCAGCCGGAGGAAAGACCCAGACGGUGUUUUCCUCCCGGGGGCCGCGCUCCCCCGCCCCGCGUAGCGGCGGUCGCCGCCACCGGCGCCUCCACCUCUACCAUCUCCUCUUUCUCCACCACCUCGGGCCCCGGUGUCCCCGGCCAGCACUAUGCCCAUCUUACUGUUCCUGAUAGACACGUCUGCCUCUAUGAACCAGCGCAGCCAUCUGGGCACCACCUACCUGGACACGGCCAAAGGCGCGGUAGAGACCUUCAUGAAGCUCCGUGCCCGGGACCCUGCCAGCAGAGGAGACAGGUAUAUGCUGGUCACUUUCGAAGAGCCGCCCUAUGCUAUCAAGGCUGGAUGGAAAGAAAACCAUGCAACGUUUAUGAAUGAACUGAAAAACCUUCAGGCUGAAGGACUUACGACUCUUGGCCAAUCCCUAAGGACAGCUUUUGAUUUAUUAAAUUUAAAUAGAUUAGUAACUGGCAUAGACAACUAUGGGCAGGGAAGAAACCCUUUUUUCUUGGAGCCAGCAAUAAUUAUCACAAUUACUGAUGGGAGCAAGUUGACUACCACCAGUGGAGUUCAGGAUGAGCUUCAUUUACCUCUUAAUUCUCCUUUGCCUGGAAGUGAAUUGACCAAGGAACCUUUUCGUUGGGAUCAGAGACUCUUUGCAUUAGUGCUGCGGUUGCCUGGCACCAUGUCAGUAGAAUCAGAACAGUUGACAGGUGUGCCUUUAGAUGACUCUGCAAUCACACCAAUGUGUGAAGUGACAGGUGAUGGACAGCCAGAUAUAUCAAGGCCUUUUGGAUCUCAGCCUUGGCAUAGCUGUCACAAACUCAUAUAUGUCAGACCAAAUCCUAAAACUGGGGUUCCUAUAGGUCAUUGGCCUGUUCCAGAGUCUUUUUGGCCAGAUCAAAAUUCGCCAACACUACCACCUCGUACAUCUCAUCCUGUAGUGAAGUUUUCCUGUACAGACUGUGAACCAAUGGUUAUUGAUAAACUUCCUUUUGACAAAUAUGAGUUGGAACCUUCACCACUGACUCAAUUUAUCCUGGAAAGGAAAUCUCCUCAAACGUGUUGGCAGGUGUACGUGAGCAAUAGUGCAAAAUAUAGUGAACUUGGUCAUCCUUUUGGUUACUUGAAAGCCAGUACAGCACUGAACUGUGUCAACUUAUUUGUGAUGCCUUACAAUUAUCCAGUCCUUCUUCCCCUCUUAGAUGACUUGUUUAAAGUGCAUAAAGCAAAACCAACAUUGAAGUGGAGACAGUCAUUUGAAAGUUAUUUGAAGACAAUGCCUCCCUACUAUCUCGGGCCCUUGAAGAAAGCUGUUAGGAUGAUGGGAGCACCUAACCUAAUAGCAGACAGUAUGGAAUAUGGACUUAGUUACAGUGUCAUUUCAUACCUCAAAAAACUGAGUCAACAGGCCAAAAUAGAAUCUGAUCGAGUCAUUGGAUCUGUAGGCAAAAAAGUAGUACAGGAAACUGGAAUAAAAGUCCGGAGUCGAUCACAUGGUUUAUCAAUGGCGUAUAGGAAAGAUUUUCAACAACUCCUCCAGGGAAUUUCAGAGGAUGUCCCUCACAGACUGCUAGACCUUAAUAUGAAGGAAUACACUGGAUUCCAGGUUGCUUUGCUGAAUAAGGAUUUGAAGCCACAGACAUUUAGAAAUGCUUAUGACAUACCAAGACGAAAUCUUUUGGAUCACUUAACAAGAAUGAGAUCUAAUCUUUUGAAGAGCACUCGCAGAUUUCUUAAAGGACAGGAUGAAGAUCAAGUGCACAGUGUUCCUAUAGCACAAAUGGGGAACUACCAGGAAUACCUCAAGCAAGUACCUUCUCCACUAAGAGAACUUGAUCCUGAUCAGCCGCGAAGGUUGCAUACAUUUGGCAACCCCUUCAAGCUGGAUAAGAAGGGUAUGAUGAUAGAUGAAGCAGAUGAAUUUGUGGCUGGACCUCAAAAUAAACAUAAACGACCUGGAGAACCAAAUAUGCAAGGGAUCCCUAAAAGACGUCGGUGUAUGUCUCCACUACUAAGAGGCAGACAGCAGAAUCCUGUUGUAAACAAUCAUAUCGGGGGAAAAGGACCACCUGCACCUACAACUCAAGCACAGCCAGAUCUUAUUAAACCUCUUCCUCUUCAUAAAAUUUCAGAGACCACUAAUGAUUCAAUAAUACAUGAUGUGGUUGAAAAUCAUGUUGCAGACCAACUUUCAUCAGACAUUACACCAAAUGCUAUGGAUACUGAAUUUUCAACAUCUUCUCCAGCCGGUUUACUGGAACGGCCAACCAAUCAUACGGAGGCUCUUGGUCAUGACCAUUUAGGAACCAAUGACCUCACUGUUGGUGGAGUUUUAGAGAAUCAUGAGGAGCCAAGAGAUAAAGAACAAUGUGCUGAAGAGAACAUACCAGCAUCUUCACUCAACAAAGGAAAGAAAUUGAUGCAUUGCAGAAGCCAUGAAGAGGUCAAUACCGAAUUAAAAGCACAAAUAAUGAAAGAGAUCCGAAAGCCAGGAAGAAAAUAUGAAAGAAUCUUCACUUUACUGAAGCAUGUGCAAGGCAGUUUACAAACAAGACUAAUAUUUUUACAAAAUGUCAUUAAAGAAGCAUCAAGGUUUAAAAAACGAAUGCUAAUAGAACAACUGGAGAACUUCUUGGAUGAAAUUCAUCGAAGAGCCAAUCAGAUCAACCAUAUUAAUAGCAAUUAAAAGAAAAUAGAAUGUGGCCACUUAUUUCACUAUCUUCUUCAAAUACAAAGUAAAUACAAGACUGUUGUGAUCUUGCAUUCAUUUUCUGACAUGCAUUGUUGGCUAUUUGAAAUACUAAAAGCAAAUUACAGAUCCUUUUUCCAUCAUUUUACAGUGACCUUUUCUUCAUUUUGGUUUAUUUUUGUAAUGUGAAAAGUAUCACUCUAAAAAACAUUUUUAUUUAACGAACUAAAAAUAUUCCUCCAAAUCUCUUGCUUGUCAUUGACUCUUGCGUGUCAAUUUCCCUCAGGUUCUAUUUUCUUAAACCAACCUUUAAAAUUGUCACCUCUGUUAAGGUUGAACUUUGCCAAAAAAAAUUAAAAAGAAGUUACUUUGUAAUUUUUGGGGAAAAAAGCACAUACAUUAAAACUAGGUAAUGUUUUGUAUAUACAGUUAUUUUGGAUAUAUUAUUGUAAGUUGUACAAAUGUAUUUUGAAGAAUAUUUAAGAAAAGCACUUUUGUUAUUCCAUCAAUAAAUGCUCUAUUUUACUCUUGUGUGGUUUAGGAAAUAAUCACAUUUAAAGUAAUCAUUUAAAAACGUCCUAAGAUAAUGGAGUUUUAAAGGCCUUGCUUUUUAGCAUUGGAAAAAAUACACCACUUGAAGUUUAUGUUUGUUAAGCCUAACUGUAAUUACAUGUUACAUAAUCUGCAUUGCCUUUUUACUAUAUGUUUGUAGUUUUUGUUGGCCAUGCCAACAUACUCCCAUUUCUGCCUAGAUUAUGGGAAUGACUUUGUCUGGGGCAGAUAGAUACUUUAAAAGCUAUUUAAAAAGCAGACAACUUUGGAUAUUAUUGGUUUCCUUCAACACCUUUUCCUUUCUCACUAGGAUUGUGGGUGGCACAAAGUUGAAGCUGUUAGGGAGUGGUAGGUUUGGAGUGCACUACAUACUCUGAAAUAUCUAGCCUUUAGCAGCUUUAUGCCAUGCUUGCAAAAGCCCACAACAAAUUGGAGGCCUCUUUGUUCUGCUCUGCUGUUCUCACACUUAAACUCUGUUUUACUUAUAAGCUAAAUGUAAAGGAAACACCUUUAAGAAGACUUUCCUCAUUUUGCAUCCCCCCCUGAGUUUCACAGGAUAAGGAAAACCACAGUAUUCAUUCUCCACCCUCAAUUAAACAUGGCCUAGAAUAUCCUUACUGAGGAAGCGAUCUUACGGCCUGACUCACUCACCAUUCAUAGAUCACUGCUGUGCCUUUUAGUGGUUUGGGGGUAACCAGUAGAAAAGAAGGUCAAAAUAGAUUUGGAUUAAGAGUAGACAAAAUAAACUUAUAAAAUUUAAAAAUUGAAGUAUUUUUAGGUUUAUGAUAUUGAAAACCACAUACCCUUAGCUUUUUACACUUUAUCAGAACAUUUUUUUAAAUUUCAAGGGUAUAGCAAAAUUAUAACUUUAUGAAGAAAAGCAUCGAUGAAAGUGGAGAACAUGCAUUUAGUCUAGGGGAUUUGAAACUCUCCCGAUACUGAAGACAAACCCUGUCAAGAAAAAGAAUUUAAUAUUAUAUAGUAUUUUCAUAUGCAGUUCUUUAAGCUUUGUUUACUUCUAUACAAAUACUUUCAAGUAAUGCAAGAUAACAAUUACUAGGUGGAAUUGUUCAGGUAAUUGCCUGUAGUCACAUUGCUAAAUUCAAUGAGAGUUGCAUAAAAUCCAGAAUAUAUUGUCUGUUCCUAAAUUAUAUGUAUUUAGAUUCUGGGAUUAGUAGGAGGGAUUAGAAGUCAUUCAGAUAAAAAUUCAUACUUAACAAGAGUAUCUAGGGAAGAGAUUCAGCCUAUCCCAGUAUUUAGCAGCUUUCCCUAUCAGAAAGUUUUAUUUUCUUUUUCACAGAUUGCUCAUGACCUUUAAUACAUUUUUCUGAAUGAACCCUGGAGGGAGGUGAAAAGUAGCAGUUUUGUUCAUCUCUUCUUUUUGUCCUUUAUCUCUCUGCCAUUGUUCCCACCUCAUCCUAAAACCUAGUCAGGAGAGUUUGAAACCUAUUAGAACCAAAGGUUAAUAUCCCAUCUCCCUCAGGCUUUUUUCAUUUAAAAACAAAAACCAAAAAACUAUGGGUAUAUUAUUGUAGAAUUACUGUUGGAAGGGGAUUACAUCUAGGGGGAACAUCAUGUCUUUUAGGCCCUUUAUGUCACUGAAUGACUUAUGGCUCGACAAAUGAUAUUCUUGGAAAGUUUAAUCUUGAGGUUUUCAAAUCUUUUUUUUUUUUAAAUUCUCCCAUGUUUCCCAUUUGCUGAUUGAUUCAUUAGUUGCUCUUAGUAAGAUAUGUCAGUUUGGAAUAAUGAAGGCUGAGACUCAUUUCUAAACUCCUCCAUAACCAUCACCAGAAAAGCAGCCACUGUGUUGUGUGAUGUGAGCUAAUGCCUCCCAGAUAGAGGUAAAUAAAGUCACAAGGACUAUUAGAAUUCCGGUGGAUUGUGGAACUGGUUUUGGAUUAUCCUUAUAUUUUCAUUCUGAUUACUGAGGCAGUUCUGAAAACGCCUACCAUUGAAAUAGUGGUGUGUCUUUUCCUUGUUUAAGGAUUUUACAUCAUUUUUAUGCACUUGAAUUCCAAAAUCAGAAUCUCUCUUUUACCUAUCAACCUUUAUUGGCUAUUGGCUUUUGGCAAUGACCUUUCCAUUCAAAUGUAGUCCUGUCUCUUUGUUUCUUUAGGGAGUAGAACCUGUCCUUUUUUUGAUCUUUCAUUUUUUUGAUGUGUCCUUUCUGAGAGAAGGUUCUCUGCUGCCUGUUCUGGGUGAUAAGUGAUAUUUUCAUCUAAUCAUUAUGGGGUUGGGAUGAUCAUGGUGAAAUACUAGGAAGACAUAUUCUGUUGAUGGACUUUUUCUCCCCAAAUAAUCCCAAAUAGAUUAUUUUCUAGUGAAUGGUUUAUAUCUUUCUCGUCACAAAAAUGUUCCUUUGAUUUCUAGCACGAGGUACAGCAGGAUGCAAAUGAUUCUCAGAUAAAAUGAUGUUGACAGUAUUUCCUUAACAAUUUAUGUAAAACUAUGCAUAAUUUUCAUUAUCCUAACUUCUGACAUUUUUUCUCCAUAAAUAAAAGUAAUGCUUGAUGUUUAGUUAAAGUAGAUCCACCUUUGCUUGAUUUUAUUAGUCUUGUUCUAUCCUAUUUCUUUUUAAUACACUGUUUAGACUUGCCAACAACUCUUAACUGAGAAUCUCUUUUCCUUCCUAGGCUAAGUAAUUGUGAGUGGGGGAGGAAGAACAUUAAGAGAAAUAAUCUAAAGACUUUGUUCAAUGUUGUCGAAGCCUAAGGAUAUUUGUGUGUCCUUCUGAUGUACUGAGGCUUUGCCGGUACCACACCAUCUUUGGAUUACCAUAAGGUUAUGUAGUAGGACUUAAAAGUACUAGGGCAAACAUUUGAUUUUUGAGAAAGAUCAACAGAACAGUAUAGAAAUCCAGGUGCAUUCAUCAGAAUACUAGGAUCACAAGAGGACUACUCUGGUAUACUCUAGUGACCUGAAAAAAAACUCUAAAAUGGUAAGAAAGCUAGGGGACAAAGGGAAAAAAAGGGAAAGAUUUAUAAUUUAUUUUGCUUUCAUAAUUUUUCCAAGUAUCUUCAGAAGUAGAAAUCUAUAGCAUUUUUUAAAAAUCUACAUUAACUAUAUAUGAGCUGAGAAAAUGAGAAGGUAAAAAACAUGGAGGAUAAGUUUCUUUGUACUUACGAAAUAGUUCCCUUUCUUAGGACACAAGACAGCAACUGGGAAGCUUCUGAAGCAGCUAGAAAGAAUGCUUAUUUUUGAGGGGAUAGUGGACAAAUGAGCCCUUGUUGCUAGAGAGACACUGAUACAUAAUUUAUCUGAAUCCUGUCAAAAAACACUGUAAUACCUGUAUUAGGUUCUCUCAGGAAAUAGAUGAAUGGCCGAUCUGCUUUAAAAGUAGGAAUCCGAGACCUUUUCAAUAACAACAGAGCUGCAGGAAAGAAAGAAGAAUCCCAUUGCAUUUUCUGUGCAUUUUUAAGAAAAUAACUAUUGGUUAUGAAGUAAGUUAUAUCCCAUUUUUUUAAAGAAAUCCAAGCAUCCUAAUGGCAUUUCAUUGUUUACUGUUGUGAUGGGGGUGCAAAUGGGAAAAUUAAAAGAUGCCAU
Molecule: messenger RNA, 7281 nt
Organism: Rhinopithecus roxellana (golden snub-nosed monkey)
Lineage: Eukaryota; Metazoa; Chordata; Mammalia; Primates; Cercopithecidae
Gene: INTS6
Product: integrator complex subunit 6
Exons: 17
Coding region: 646-3183 (845 amino acids)
Biological process (GO): snRNA 3'-end processing
Cellular component (GO): integrator complex
Source: RefSeq, a predicted model, not a curated record